Melitaea cinxia (Glanville fritillary) is the source of this 1045-nucleotide messenger RNA. RefSeq names its product L-galactose dehydrogenase-like. The transcript has 7 exons. Gene Ontology annotation, molecular function: L-galactose dehydrogenase activity. The record is from RefSeq and is a predicted model, not a curated record. Gene Ontology annotation, cellular component: cytosol. Bases 1 to 987 code for a protein of 328 amino acids. NCBI's taxonomy places the organism in Eukaryota, Metazoa, Arthropoda, Insecta, Lepidoptera, Nymphalidae.
AUGAGGUACAACCAGCUCGGAGUCUCGGACCUCGAGCUCUCGCACGUGGGCCUUGGGGGAGCGAGCUUCAGCAACAUCUAUGGAAAUUUCGAUGAAGAAAAGAGCUUGGCGAUAAUCAAUGAAGCCCUGACUCGAGGAGUGAACUACAUCGAGACCAGCUACUGGUACGGUCAGGGCGUUUCCGAGAAAACCAUAGCGAAGGCACUGACGGGUGUGCCAAGGAAGUAUUACUAUAUCGGGAGUAAGGUCGGCCGUUAUGAGAAAGACAUGGCCAAUAUGUUCGACUUCUCGGCUGAAAAGACAGCUGCGGCCGUCGACGAUACUCUGCAACGGCUGGAAGUGGAGUACGUCGAUUUAAUUCAGGUCCACGACGCGACCUUCGCAUCGGAUAUAAACGUGAUCCUGAAGGAGACGCUACCGGCGCUGGAGCAGGCUGUGCGAGACGGCAAGGCGCGUUAUAUCGGCAUCGCGGACUACGACAUCGAGCUCAUGCAGGAGAUCGUCGAGGAGUCCGACGUAAAGAUAUCUGCUGUCCUCUCCUACGCCAAGUCGACGCUCUUUGAUAAUCGCUUGCAAAACUAUGUCAAGUAUUUCAAGAGCAAGGGAGUGGGAGUAAUCAACGCCGCAGCCACAGGCAUGGGCCUCCUGUGCAACAUGGGUCCGCAGCCUUGGCAUCCGGCAAGCGACGACGUCAAAGCGAUCUGUCGCGAGGCGUCUGAAUUUUGCAAAGCACAUAAUGUCGAACUGGCUCGCUUGGCGACUUGGUUCACUAUUAGCCAGCCCGGCAUUGACUGCAACGUCUGUGGCUUCACCACCACCGAGCAAAUGAAUGACACUCUUGAUUUGUUUGAGACGGGCCUCACAGCACACGAACAAAGCGUGCUUGUAGAAGUACAGUCACGGUUUUUUGAUAAGGGGAUCCUCCAUUGGGAUAACAUUGAGUUGUCCGACUACCGGGCGAAACUGGAUGAAGUCCAGGCUCCAUGAAAUAGAGUAACAAGAGAAAUUCUGUUGUCCAUGUUGUCAAAUGUAGAGGUAUACAUCU